CAGAGAACAGUCAGCUGUGCUUUACUGUGGUAAAAAUGAAACAAAAAGUUAAGAGGUUAUCAUACAGACUCACUGCCUAACACUUCCUUUAUAAUCUCUAUCUCAGAAAGACCUCAGUCAGGACUGGUUGAUCGGAGCAGAGGGUAGGCUUCACAAUGUUGGCGGAAUAUGACCGGGCUCCACCAGGUGUGCCGCCCCUCGGGAGCUUCUCAGCUCCAACAGAUGGGAAGAGGUAUCUGAUGUAUCACGGCACCUCUGCUGUUGCAGCUGCACAAAUCAUGGCUCACGGGUUCAAACCUUCUGCAGACGGCAUGCUGGGACGUGGAGUUUAUCUCAGUCGAGAUCUGAACAAAGCCAGCAGAUACCCUCUGGAUGAGUUCGUACUUAAAAGAGUUGUUCUCAGGGUCGUAGUAAAUGUUGGAAGAGUGAAGAAAAUUGAUUACCAAGGUCACCCACUCCAGACGACCUGGCACGAUCACGGGUACGACACAGCCUGGUGUCCUCCGAACUGCGGCAUGGUUCCCAGUGGUCUGGAAGAAGACUGUGUGUGGGAUCCAAAACGUAUCCAGGUUAUUGGUUUAAUUUAUCCUGCUGUAUCGGCUGCUGUUGAGAACUCACACUCUGAGGGCUUCAUCAUGUGGGCAGAAGAUGACUUGGGUCCUCCAGAAGUGCCUUGUCUUGAAAGCCGCGCAAAGCCGAAAGAUAAAGGAGUGUAUCUGAUGUAUCACGGUACUUCUAGAUCUGCUGCUGAGAAGAUCAUGGCUUCUGGAUUUAAGCAAUCUAAAAAGGGCAUGCUGGGGCGUGGCGUUUACCUCAGCCGUGAUCUUAAUAAAGCCAGCAGAUACCCUCUGGAUUUACCUGAGAACCAGAGAGUCGUCCUGCGUGUAAAAGUUAAUGUAGGAAGGGUUAAGAAAAUUAACCGUCAGCGUCACCCACUGCAGAAGAGCUGGCAUGAUCACGGGUACGACACUGCCUGGUGUCCCCCGAACUGUGGCAUGGUUCCCAGUGGUCUUGAAGAAGACUGUGUGUGGGAUCCCAACCGUAUCCAGAUUAUUGAUGCAAUUUAUCCAACCCCUUCACACUGGUGUAGCAUACUGUAAACUCACAGUUACCCGCAGAAUGUUUCAUACAUCACUGACUUAUAGUAUGUACUGUAUGUUAAGUUUAAUAUACACUGUACUGUACUCAGU
Messenger RNA from Astyanax mexicanus (Mexican tetra), 1190 nucleotides. RefSeq lists its product as uncharacterized. The transcript has 3 exons. The record is from RefSeq and is a predicted model, not a curated record. Lineage: Eukaryota; Metazoa; Chordata; Actinopteri; Characiformes; Acestrorhamphidae. Gene Ontology annotation, molecular function: NAD+ poly-ADP-ribosyltransferase activity. Gene Ontology annotation, cellular component: cytoplasm. The coding region runs from base 156 to 1100 and encodes 314 amino acids.